GAACACGUUCAUACAUGACUAGCGCCCUGUUUUGUACUAAUUUCUUGAAGAGUUGCGGAUACAGAGAAAGAAGAAUGCCAAGGUUCGACAUCUUUAAAAGCGAAACGUUUCAUCUUUAUCGAAAAAUUGGUGGAUUGUAUUGAACAUUUGUGUAGGGCAUUGUCAUCGGCUGUGGAUGGAAGUGGGCUGAAGCACAACUUGCUGUGCCGUGUGAUAUUGGGGAAGGCGGAAAUGGUGUCGCCGGGCUCAAGCAAUCGCAACCGAGCUGCAAGGAGGUGGACAAUCUGGUCAAUCCGAGAAGAUAUGUUGUUUGGAGUGCUAUCGUGAACUCUCACAUUUAUCCUUGCUAUGUGAUCGCUUUCAAGGCUCCCAGCACUCUCCCUAAUGGUUAGUAGCUCAAUUCGAAAUUCGAAUUGGUAAUUUGGUUUGUGUUCUUUGGUUGGUUGUUUGGUGGAGAUUUCAGGUUUUCCAAAUGAGAUUUAACUCUGGUUUUGUAUGUUCAGUUGUUUCAGGUGUUCCAACUAUGCAGCAGAGUGCUUUGAGACCACCCCCAACAUCUCCCUGGAUGACCUUCCCUGCUCUGAUGUCCGUUCUCUCGAAGUUCUUGCCUCCUCAGAAAAUGCAGUUGCUUGUUGCUUGUCACAACGAAUUCAGAGCAAACAAGGUAACGCGUGCGCAGCUGAUACAGAGGGUGAGGCAGAUUGCCGGUGACAGGCUGUUGAUUGGAGUGAUCAAAUCUGUCAAGAGGCAGAUUGGUGCCAGGGCAGAUGCAUAACGUUGUUUGGUGAGCAACCCUUCGGGCUUUACUUUCGGAUACACAGAUUUAGUUACGAUUUAGACAGUGUCACCGAAAGGUGUUUGCUUCUUCAUUGCAUCAAUUCUCGUUGAUUUGCUCUUUAAUGAAUCAAAACUCGAAAUCAAAAUCGAAAUCGAAGUAUACAGAUUGGUUCUCAAAAAUGGUGGUUUCUGGUUCUUUCUUCAUUUGUAGCAGUGACCGACUUUGAAUUGGCAAUAUGUGAAGAAAGUACAACUUGGGUUUCUAUUCAGCAGUGUGAAUGACAAAGUGGCCCUUUUUUGUUGACUUUUGUCGGCUUUGACCGGCUGAGUUGCUUGAUCAGCAAGUAUACUAACCCC
Messenger RNA from Pyrus x bretschneideri (Chinese white pear), 1134 nucleotides. RefSeq names its product probable inactive poly [ADP-ribose] polymerase SRO5. NCBI's taxonomy places the organism in Eukaryota, Viridiplantae, Streptophyta, Magnoliopsida, Rosales, Rosaceae. The transcript is spliced from 2 exons. The record is from RefSeq and is a predicted model, not a curated record. Bases 473 to 775 code for a protein of 100 amino acids.